AUGCCCCCCAAAGCACCCAAAGUGCCACCUUCCGUCAACAUUCCCUCUAAUCAGACUAACACCAGUGUCUCUGUAGAAAAUGCUAGCACCACCAGCCCAAAAUCAUCUGCAACUAUCAGCAGCAAGCGCUCAGCACGGGAUGCUGCACUCUCAGACAAUGAUGCCAAGAAUGGUGCUACCAUCAUAUCUCACACCAAGAGUGCAAGCAAUGCCAGCAGAGGCUCUAACAAGGCCACAUGCAACACUGCUUCCAAUGCUCUCAGUGGGUUGAACGACCAGUUGGGGGAAAUCAUCCCCAUCUUCAAGGACUUCAACUCCAAACCCAACAUUAGCCUUGCUCCACCUGCCUCCCCAGUUAUUGCCCCUUCUCAAACAGCUUUGGUGGAAAAACACUUCACCAUGUCUACCAUUGUGCCGCCCAUCACCACUACCUCACUUACUCUGUUACGAUAA
Serpula lacrymans var. lacrymans S7.9 is the source of this 453-nucleotide messenger RNA. RefSeq lists its product as uncharacterized. The record is from RefSeq and is a predicted model, not a curated record. The coding region runs from base 1 to 453 and encodes 150 amino acids. The transcript is spliced from 2 exons. Lineage: Eukaryota; Fungi; Basidiomycota; Agaricomycetes; Boletales; Serpulaceae.